AUGGCCGUGGGAAGCACCACAACGUCGACAACAUCCCACGAAGCCAACGAGCAGGGCAUCGUCUCCAAACUGCAACUCCACCAAAGAGCAAUCGAAACAUGGACAUACCUCACCUCAAAAGAAGUGUGGCUGGGCGAUUACGACUACUGGUACCUUGUCACACCCAACAUCCCGCCCUUCAACCGCAAAUACAAGGACAAGGCGAUGCCCUUCUACGGCCUCCACGAUGAAGUACCCAUCCUGUUGACCAUCAUCCUCGGGCUGCAGCACGCACUCAUCAUGAUCGGAUCCGUCGUGUCGCCGCCGCUUGCCAUUGCCUCUGGUGCAUUCAACCUGGACUCGGCUCAAACUUCAUACCUCGUUUCGGCAGCUUUCAUCACGACAGGCAUUGCCACAGCCAUCCAGGUCACUCGACUGCACAUCAAGGGUACCCCUUUCUACAUCGGCACCGGUCUGUUGUCAGUUGUCGGCCCUACAUUCGACAUCAUCGCUGUGGCCAUGUCGUACAGCGACAUGCGGUACAAGAACGGAACCUGUCCAAUCGCUUCCGAUGGGACACAUCUCCCCUGUCCAGAUGCAUGGGGCGCUGUGCUUGGAACGAUGCUUUGCACGGUGUUGAUCCAGAUGGCUAUGUCCCUCGUGCCUCCUCGAUUCCUGAACAAGAUCUUCCCCAAGACUGUCACAGGUUCGCUGCUGCUCCUCGUCGGCGUCUACUUGAUCGGCAACGGCAUGCAGAACUGGGCUGGUUCGUCCAACUGCAAUGGCGGCGAAGGCUACUACGCAUUGUGCCCCAGCAUCGAUGCCCCAAAGCCCUUGCCCUGGGCUGAUCCCAAACUCAUCGGUCUCGGCUUCAGUGUCUUCAUUAGCAUCGUCGUGGUUGAGCAGUUUGGUGCUCCUCUCAUGAAGUCUGCCUCGGUCUUAAUCGGCCUCGCAGUGGGUUGUAUCAUCUCAGGGGCUACCGGCUACUGGUCCAAGCAGAACAUCGAUUCAGCUCCUGUUGUCACAUUCCUCUGGGUUCACACCUUCAAGCUGUCUGUCGAUGGAGCCCUCGUCCUGCCGCUUUUGAUCAUGUUCAUCUGCGAAGGCGUCAGUUGUAUGCCGGAUAUCCUCGCCACUGCUGAGAUCUCUGGGGUCGAUGUCGAAGGUACUCAGUUCAAUAGUCGAAUCCAAGGCGGAAUACUUUGUGAUGGAUUGGGCAGUCUGAUUAGUGCGUUGGGUACCGGGCUGCCUAUGGUCUCGCAAGCUGGAAACAACGGUGUCAUUGUCCUGACGGGAUGUGCGUCUCGUCGAGCCGGCUGGGCGGCGUCUGUCUUUCUCGUGUUGAUGGGUUUCUUUGCCAAGUUUGGAGCCGUAUUCUCAGCCAUGCCUCCUUCAGUGCUGGGUGGCAUGCAGGUCUUCCUCUACAGCACCGUCGCCGUCGCCGGUAUCCGUAUCCUGGGGAUGAUCCAGUUCACCCGACGAAAUCGAUUCAUCCUCACCGUCGCCCUCGGCAUUGGAUUCAUCGACAUCGUCACUCCGACGUGGUUCAACAAGGUUUUGGAUUACAGCUGGCCCAACGUGCAUCUGCAAGGCUUUCUGCAGGGCGUGAAUCUCAUCGUGGAGACGCCAUUUAUCAUUGCGGCCGUCGUGGGGGUGAUUUUGAAUCUUUUGCUACCGCAAGAGAAGAGCGAGAUGGACCAGAUGUUGUUUGGCGCCGCGGAUUCUCGAGUCGUUUCCACUUCCCUUCCUCGAACAGAGGAUCGUGCGGCAGAUAGCCGGCCAUCCAUGUCUUGA
Molecule: messenger RNA, 1773 nt
Organism: Zasmidium cellare ATCC 36951
Lineage: Eukaryota; Fungi; Ascomycota; Dothideomycetes; Mycosphaerellales; Mycosphaerellaceae
Exons: 2
Coding region: 1-1773 (590 amino acids)
Biological process (GO): transmembrane transport; xanthine transport
Cellular component (GO): fungal-type vacuole; membrane
Molecular function (GO): xanthine transmembrane transporter activity
Source: RefSeq, a predicted model, not a curated record